This is a messenger RNA of Adelges cooleyi (spruce gall adelgid), 2350 nucleotides long. RefSeq lists its product as uncharacterized. The transcript is spliced from 9 exons. Gene Ontology annotation, biological process: protein folding; protein peptidyl-prolyl isomerization. Gene Ontology annotation, cellular component: intracellular membrane-bounded organelle. NCBI's taxonomy places the organism in Eukaryota, Metazoa, Arthropoda, Insecta, Hemiptera, Adelgidae. The record is from RefSeq and is a predicted model, not a curated record. Bases 307 to 1968 code for a protein of 553 amino acids. Gene Ontology annotation, molecular function: peptidyl-prolyl cis-trans isomerase activity.
UUUAUCGCAAGAUAAUAGUCACAAUUCACAUUUCACAAAUGACAAAUCACAAGUAGUAAAUAAAUGAAGUAGUGUGCUGUAUGAAAUGUGAAUGUUUUAUAAGCGAUCUCAUGAGUGGUAAUUUGAAAAAUUUCCAUAACAAAAAACUGUUAAUACUUUUAAUGGUUUUCUUAUUGUUUCAUUAACGCAUCAACAUUGUUGAUUUACAUUUCAUUAAAAACAAAUUUCGGUUUUUCUGAAAGGACUCACAAAGCCGGCAAUCAAUUGCCUUCUGAGUUCUGUGUACCGCUUAUCAAAUAAUUUAAAAUGGGAGUCGACACCGAUGUUGUUAAAGCACAUGUGCGUCCUAGAUGUUUUAUGGAUGUGGCUGUAGAUAACAUACUUUUAGGACGUAUUGUGUUUGAAUUAUUUGAUGAUUUUUGCCCGUUAACAUGUGAAAACUUUCGUGCAUUAUGUACUGGAGAAAAAGGAUUGGGCAAGAACACAGGUAAACCAUUGCAUUUUCAAGGCGUCAUAUUUCACCGUGUUGUGAAGUCUUUUAUGGUCCAAACUGGAGAUUUUUCGGCUGGAAACGGAACUGGAGGAGAAUCGAUAUUUGGAGGAACAUUCCCUGAUGAGAACUUUGAUCUAAAACAUGAUCAGCCAUUUUUGCUGUCAAUGGCUAAUCGGGGUCCAGACACUAAUGGUUCACAGUUUUUUAUAACAACACAGCCAACCCCUCACUUAGAUGGUGUUCACGUGGUGUUUGGAAGAGUUGUGUCCGGUCAGCCAGUUGUUAUGCAGAUAGAGGAACUUGGAGUUGACAAAAAUUCACGUCCUUUACAAGAUGCAAAAGUAGUUAAGUGCGGAGAACUAGUAUUGAAAUCGAAGAUUAAACAAGUGGAAGAUCAUGCUAUUGACAGUGAAUCAACUUCAGAAUCUGAUAACGAUAAAAAGCAUAGACGAAAAAAGAAAAAGGAAAAAGAAUCCAAGAAAAAAGACGGCAAAAACAGAUCAAGCCGAACCAAAGAAGAAAAUAGUGAAAACGAAGAAUCUGAUGGUCAAUUGCACCCACUUGCAUCCGUCACAAAUAUUGACCCUGAGGAAAUACCUUCUGGGCCACCUAACAGAUUUUUGUCACGAGGAGGUCCUUCAUCAAUGUACCCUGUUAAACCUCAACGAGACUAUAAUGAUAGACAAAAGAAGAAAAAUAGAAUUCGAGGUGUUACUAAGUCUGGGAGAGUUGUUAAAGGACGCGGAACUCUAAGAUUUCGAACUCCUUCUCGUAGUCGAUCUAGAAGUUAUACACCACCUCAUUGGCGUCAAGAACAGAAAAAAAUUAUUACUUAUAAUGAAUUUGAAAAAUUAGAAAUCGAACGCAAAGAAAGAGAAGAAGAGAUAAAAAGGCGUGAAGAGGCCAGGAAAAAAAGACACGAAGAAAGAGAAAAGCGUGAAAAAGGAAAUGGCGGAGAAACACCACCUGGUACUCCCCCUAAGGAAAAUGAUAAAGAAGAUAUUGAUAUGAUGGCUAAGAUUGAAGACGUAUUUCAAAUAAUUAGAGACCGCAAUGUAAAAAAUGACAGGGGAAUUUCGUCUUAUGACUCUAAAAAGAUAGGACAGCGUAAUUAUGACUCAAAGAAGAAAAACGAACGAGAUGAAAAAAAUAGAUAUUCCAAUAAAAAAAUUGACAAAAGAGAAAAUGAUAGACGUUCCAGGAGCAGGUCACCGAGACGCAGGUUCGAUAAUAAUUAUCGUCGGGAUACAGGAGGACCCAGAGCUAACAAUAGGUUCCAUCAGGAUAAUAGGUAUAAUAAUAGGCACGGGCAAGGAGGAAACAGAAACCGGUCCAAGGACAGAGAACAAAAUAACAGAAAAAGGAAAAAUAGUCGUAGAUCUAAUUCCAGUUCUAGUUCUUCUGAAAAUGAUAAAAAUAAAAACAAUUUAAAGAAUAAAGACAACUUUAGCUUAUCACCUGAAGUCAAAGAUUAAAAACAUAAAAUAACAUUGAUCACCUCUUGUAUAAAUUGAUAUAAAUUCAGCACAAUCUUGAAAAUAAAUAAAUAUUUUAAAUUAUGUGCCACACCUUUUUAUUUUAUUUUACCAUUUGGUGUUAUUUUAAUUUUAUUUUUUUGGUAAUUGUAUUAUAAGCAAUAGACGUUAAAAUUUAUUAAGUAUAAUCAUUUAUAUUUAUUUAUUUGUUCAUUUUAAAUAGAUACAGUAUUACCCCUUAGUUCAUAAAUACAACAUCGUGAAAUAUAUUAUAGAAAAUUAUAACUCAAAUUUUAACUGUAACUUAUUCUCUGUGGUUCAAUUUUAAGUAUUUUCAUGUCAUUAUUCUUAAAUAAAUGUAAGCUGCAAAAACUGAAAAUAA